Molecule: messenger RNA, 1560 nt
Organism: Mycotypha africana
Lineage: Eukaryota; Fungi; Mucoromycota; Mucoromycetes; Mucorales; Mycotyphaceae
Exons: 7
Coding region: 241-1476 (411 amino acids)
Cellular component (GO): cytoplasm
Molecular function (GO): protein binding
Source: RefSeq, a predicted model, not a curated record
ACGAAAAUUGGAAAUCCUUGAUCAUCAGCUUUUAUCGAACUAUACUGCUGUAAUCAUCCACAACGAAUACAUAUAAUGAGGUAGAAAAUCAAUGAUGAUUGCGCAUGAAUUGAUCAAGCGCUUUCUUUAAAAAAAUUCAUGUGGUCCACUUGUAUCACUUGAGUAAUUUUUGUCUAUUUGGGUUACAUUUCCCUUUCGGCUAGGUGCUUUUUCCUCUUCCAGUACUGACUGGAUAUUAAAAUGAUUGCUGUUGUAGAAAGUAACAACAACAGCUCUGGUAGUCAUAGCUCAUCCCUCAAAAUAUCAUCAAAGUCCAAAGACUCUACCGCUUGCAACAACACUGCACGAUUUCCUUUCAUUUACGACAUGACAAGUACAGCCAACAGCCACGACUCAGACAGUUCAUCAGUUUAUACUGUGGUUCUUCAACCUAAAAAUCCAACAUUACAAACAAGGCAUUUAGAGUUAAGAGAGGAUGGCAAUAGAAUCAGAAUUGGAAGACAGAUCUCAGCAAGAACAAUACCUCAUAGACGUAAUGGCUAUUUUGACUCUAAAGUAUUAUCAAGACAGCAUGCUGAGUUAUAUUGUGCGGAUGGAAAGGUCUAUAUUAGAGACGUAAAAUCAAGUAAUGGUACAUUUGUGAAUGGAGAGAGGCUAUCAGAUGAAGGGAAGCCAAGUCUACCCAAACGAAUAUUUAAUGAAGACAUUAUUGAAUUCGGCAUCGAUAUUAUAAAUGAUGAAAAUGGAUCAGUGCUAUUCCAUAAAGUUGUUUGUAAAGUAUUCCUGUAUCCUGAACCCUUAUCACAAAUAGAGGAGCGACUUGCCAACUUUGAGGAAGAUGAUACAAAUGGCUCCUAUACAAGAUUUUCUUCGUCAUCAUCACCAGCUUCUUCAGUUUACAUAUCCUCAAAAAAUGACUCUAUGUCUUCACUUACAAAUUCGCUAGCUUCGGCUAGAACAUCUUCAAAACAUCAUAAAUCCACAACUUCAAAAAGCGAUAAAUUGCCAAUUGAUUCUGAACAAGACAGGCAGCGAUUAAAGGAACUGUUACAAAUUGAAACGCUCAUAAAGGACGAAUUGAAAAAGUCAAAGAAAGUGGAAACCGAACUUUUGAAUAUCAAGCAGACAGUCACUGAAGUGAAUAAGUUGAUAAAAGAUGAUAACAAUACUGAUGAAACUGAAAGAAAACUUGCCAUGGUAGAAAAACGGUUAACUUCAUACGAUAAAAAAUGGCAGUUACAGCAUGCAGCCAUCGAAGCAGCCAAAAAGGAAUUGCACAGUUGGGAUAACCGUUAUUAUCUACAAGGGAAGAAAAAUGUAGAAUUAUCACAAGCCUUAGAAGAUGAAAGGCAGAAAGUGGAGAGACUUGAACAAUUACUAAAGCACAAUACACAUCAAAAGAGCAAAGAAUCACUGCUCUUAGCCUCAAUAAUUGUUGGCAUCAUCUCAUUAUUACUUUUUGCAUUGUACAAUUAACCAUCUUAUUAUAUCUAAAUGCUAUCUCUGUUAAUAUCUCUUAUUACUUUUAGUACUAGUCGUUUUAUCCUUCUAUAGUUAACC